Messenger RNA from Camellia sinensis, 402 nucleotides. The record is from RefSeq and is a predicted model, not a curated record. Lineage: Eukaryota; Viridiplantae; Streptophyta; Magnoliopsida; Ericales; Theaceae.
AUGACUGCUGCACUUAGAAUGCUCGCUUAUGGAGUAGCAGCUGAUUUUAUGGAUGAAUAUGUAAGGAUUGGAGAAUGCACCGUAAUGAAAAAAGCAGUAGCAUCAUAUGAUCUUUGGAUAUGGCAUGCAUUUUUUGGGUUACCGGGGUCUCAUAAUGGCAUCAACGUGCUAGAACGAUCUUCUGUAUUUACCAAGCUUGCUGAAAGGUAUACUCCUUCUGUCAAUUACUCAAUCAAUGGUAAUGAUUAUACAAUGGGAUACUAUCUAGCAAAUGGUAUAUACCCGCAAUGGUCAACAUUUGUCAAAACAAUUUCAUCUCCGCAAGGAAAUAAGAGAAAGUAUUUUGCUGCAGCUCAAGAGUCGGCAAGGAAAGAUGUAGAACGUGCUUUUGGAGUUCUUUAA